GAGGGAACAACGGAUUUCGUGUUUGACUUUUUUAUUUCCCGAAAAAAUAUAUUUUAUCAUUAGUCUAUUGUAAGUUUUAAGUUUAAAAUAAUUCAACAAUGGCUCAGCCAUCAAUCACAUCAUAUUUUAACACGAGAAAACGUGCUGCAAUCGACGAUAUUAGUAGUGCUAGGAACAAGGUGAUGCUUUUGGAUAAUGACGCUUCACAGGGUGACAUUGGCCUUAUUGCUAAAGCCAUUUUACUAAAAGGUGUAGAUACUCAAUUCAACGAAAAGAUUAAACAGAAGACCAUAGAGCCUAAGAGGAAUCGUGUUGUUACCAAGUUGGACUUUGAUUCUCCGGUUCGUAAGACCCCAGUACGAAGGGUUGCAAAUAAAAGCAAAAAUGCUACUACACCUAAGCCUCAACCGAAACAGAACUGUAUUUUUACACAACUGGGCUCUUUGUCGCCAGUUAAAAAAGCUCAACCUCCUAAAGAAAUCAUUCUCAAAAAAGCUACUCCUGAAGUUACUAAUGCAUCCUGCUGUCAAAAAGAGGAAUCAAUUAAACAAGAUAAUGCUGUGCCAGCCGAAACAAAUCAAAAUAAGAAAGAUGAAACCAAAGGAACUUUAUCUGCACUUAAUGCUAAAACUGAUAUCAAAGAUAUGUCUUAUGCGGAGAUUAAAACUAAACUUACAAAAAGUUCUCGAUUGGAAGAACUUAAGGCUAGAGUUAACAAACUGAAUGAGGGCAUGAAAAAAUUGGACGAGAAGAAAUUACCAAAACUUGAGAAACCAAGCUUGAAAGAGUUCAAAACUAUUGACUUGGUAGUAACCACGAGUCCUCAGAAAGUUCUGACUCCUCCAAGGAAAACCCUAUACAGUCCACACAAGGUGCUGCCCAAGUACAACAAUGGAGGCUGCGAACAGCUCAUGUCGCCCCGAAAGACAGAAGUGGCUCGCAAACUCAAUUUAUCGAGUCCAGUCAAAGCUGCAAUUGCCAACCCGGCUUACCAGAGAUACCAGGGUCUGGCCGAAAGUACUACACCCUCGUUGAGUCUGCCACAUAAUUACAGAUGUCUGGCCGAGUUGUUCAGAUGUGUUGAUGCAGUUUGUGCCAUGCUUUAUAAUAGGAAGGAGACUAUCACUUUUAAGAAGCUCAAGCCGGCAGUACAGGAGAUGACAAGAAAGAACUUCACCGAAUCCCACUUGGCCCAGAUCAAAUUCAUAUACCCCGAAGCAUAUACGUUUUCCCAAGAAAAAAUGCACAACUUUGGUUCCACUUCCAAGCAAGACAAAUACGAACUAGUAAUAAUUCCAAACGUUGGCGACACAAAAUCUGUUGAAAUCAAUGCUGAUGAUGUUCUGAAGAGCCGUCAAGUUAUGAACAUGAAUCCACAAGUUAUGUUGGAACGUCAAAGAACAUUAUACAAUUUAUUGUUGAAUAAAGUUUUGGAUGAACAUGAAAAGUAUUUAUUGAGUUUGGAUCCACCAAUGAGCAUCCCGAAGAAUAAGCUAACACGUUGGCAUGCCGGUUUCGAUAUUGAAAACAUGCCUGAUAUUGAAAAGAGUGCUUUACCUCAGCCUCCGAAUGUUGAGAAGUUUACAUCAGCUAGUGAUGUUUUGUUGAAGGCGAGAAAUUUGUUUAAUUGUAACACACGUAUGGAGAAAGCUUUGGAGAGAUUAGCUGAAGCCAAGAGUAGAAACAUACCUUUAAGUGCUAUGAGUUUGAAUGAUGAAAAAACAACAAUAAAAACAGAACCUGUGGAGGUUAAAGUAGAACCGGUGACUGAGCCCGAACAGCCUUUGAAUCCGGCUUUGAAGGGUCUUCCUAAAUCUUUAUUGGAGAAAAUACGUGCCAAACAAGCUGCAAAGGCUUUAGAAGCUAUGACCAGGUCACCUGCACAAAAUGAGAAAGCCCUCAAGUACCAAAGACUACCUGAAAUCGCUAGACACACCAGAAAUCUUUUUGUAACCGAAAAGAAAAGUGUACUACCUUUGGAAAUCGUGUUGAAUAAACUUGGUAACAGCUACCGAACAAGCCUUACCCCUACAGAACUCGAACAGCAUUUACGUUUGUUGAGUGAAUCAUUACCCGGUUGGCUUGUAUUCCACGAUAUACGCCAAACCAUUUUUAUAAAAUUAUCCAAAAAUACUGAUAUGGCUAAAGUACAAGAACGUUUGGAGGCGCUUGCAGCAAAACAUAGUAAAUGAUCUUGCGUGACUGAAUUUUAAUUAUUUUAAGCUUAAUAUAUAAAUAAGAUUUUAUAUUAUCAUAUGACUGUAAACUGGCAUUAAAGCUAGUCCUUAAAUUAUUUUACU
Molecule: messenger RNA, 2300 nt
Organism: Ctenocephalides felis (cat flea)
Lineage: Eukaryota; Metazoa; Arthropoda; Insecta; Siphonaptera; Pulicidae
Product: DNA replication factor Cdt1-like
Biological process (GO): DNA replication checkpoint signaling; DNA replication preinitiation complex assembly; regulation of DNA-templated DNA replication initiation
Cellular component (GO): nucleus
Molecular function (GO): DNA polymerase binding; DNA binding
Source: RefSeq, a predicted model, not a curated record